Molecule: messenger RNA, 1096 nt
Organism: Quercus robur (English oak)
Lineage: Eukaryota; Viridiplantae; Streptophyta; Magnoliopsida; Fagales; Fagaceae
Product: CRIB domain-containing protein RIC4-like
Exons: 3
Coding region: 252-764 (170 amino acids)
Source: RefSeq, a predicted model, not a curated record
CAACCUAGCACCCACUCCUCAAUCAUAUACAUAUAUUUCUCUCUCUCUCUCUCUUUCUCAUACCAAACUUGGGUUUGUAUCAUAUAUUUUCAACACAUUAAUCAUUCUAGCUUGCUCAUAAAGCCAACAAGGUCCAAUAUAACUGGCCCAUUUUCAUGUUUUCAAUUUCACGCCCAUAAUAACAACGACAUUAUUCUCCUAUUUAUCCCAAACCUUGGCACUGUUUUCUCAAGCAAGUUUAUGAAGGGAUAAUGAAAGAUCGUGCAGAAAGAUUUGUGGUUCUUCCAUUCUCCAUUGGCUGCACUUCUGAUACAAGCGUUGCUCUUGCCACAACAAGUCAACCACCCAAGAAACCAAAACCAGAAUCAAAUCCUCCUGCAACAAGAAGACAAGAAGGAGAAGAAAAUUCAUGUAGAUCAAAAAUGAAGAGUUCUAGUUUCUUGGCUCUGCCAAAGCCCAACAUAGCUGGUGGUAUAAUACAUCGAGUGAUCAGGAGCAUCAAAAGUUUUUCUCAAAUCUUUGUUUACAAAGAAGAGAUUGGAGAAAUGGAAAAGGAAAUGGAGAUUGGAUAUCCAACAGAUGUGAAGCAUGUAACACACAUAGGAUUGGAUGGGUCUACAACUACUAACCCAAUAAAGGGUUGGGAAAAUCUCAAAAACCCUGAAAUACUUUCUUUCCCAUCAAUUUCUUUAAGGCAAUUCGAGCUGGCCAUGGCAGCACAGACUCAUGAACCUCUUGUUGUUGAUCCCUCAAAGUUUAGUUGAACACUUGAACGUGAAAUGAUGAUUAUGAUGAUCUCACUCCUCCUUGUCCUCUAAUGGUAGAUACAAAUUUGAUGAUUUCAUUAGGUCUCUGGUGAAGACAAGUAUAGUACUCUGAAAAAUCACAUGGGUGUUGUUCUCACUUCUUUCCAAAAAGCUAGCUAGGUGAUGAGAUUAUUGUUUCUUGUAGAGAUUUUGCAAUCUGAUUGUAAGGAUUUACUUGCUUCAUCCACUGUUUGUCUUUUAACAGCUGGAGGGUCGUCAUAAUUCAGCCCUGCAUUUUGUUUUUUUAUUUUAUUUUUUGUUGUUUUUAAUAUAUAAAUGAUUUUGAUUUA